CCCCACAGAGAGAGAGAGAUGAGAGAGCAGAAGACGCCAUUGAAGGAGAGCUCCCGCUCCGCUUCUCUCGAUCGCCGAUCGAGGCCCGCCGACGCCCCGCCGAAGAAACCUGCGCAGAAGAGCGCGAGCGUCGGCGUCGAAGGAACGGCGAAGAAGUCGAUCGAUCUGUCCUCCGUCUCCGAAGUUUCGGACGUCGCUCACGAUGACGAGACCGCCGAGAUCGUCAUGCAAUCAUUCGACCCUUCACUUUCCGUGGGUUCGGUUUCACCUGAUCUCAGCUUCUCUUCAGAGAUCACAGGUGACGAUGGGAGUUUUCUGUUGGAAACCUGUGAUUCCAGUAAGCCAGGCAAUUCCAAGAUUGGUUUUCUUGGUGCCAAAGUUUCGGCAGAUCUUCUCACAGCUGCUCGAGCACAGGUCUUAAAGUCGCUUGAUGUGAACCGUCACUCGGUGAAGCUUUUAGAAGGAGCAAUCAUGACUGGAUUGGACCGGCUUCAUAGUCCACCUGGAAAGAGAACCUACCCCAGCAAACUCGCUGCCUUGAAUAUCCAUCUUUUCGUUUUUAGCCUUCUGCUAUGGAUACUUGCAAUUUCAGUGUUUUUCUUCUUCAGUGCUGAAUCUCAAAGGAUGUAUUUCGGCCCUUUACCAACUUAAGGUGUAAGUUUCAAUGCUUAUUGUUCUAUUAUGGUGAAAACUGUAGGUUUGAUCCCAUUGCUGCUCUUCUGUAAAGAUGAUCCAAACACUUGUUUGAUAUGGAUCUGCAUCAUGGGAACAUCGAUACAGCUUUGAAUUGAACUGAGUAAUCAGUUCGGCAUGCUCUUUGCCAUUGAAUAAAGCCAUCGAUUCUAAGCC
Eucalyptus grandis is the source of this 849-nucleotide messenger RNA. RefSeq lists its product as hypothetical. The record is from RefSeq and is a predicted model, not a curated record. Lineage: Eukaryota; Viridiplantae; Streptophyta; Magnoliopsida; Myrtales; Myrtaceae. The transcript has 3 exons. The coding region runs from base 19 to 651 and encodes 210 amino acids.